Molecule: messenger RNA, 2544 nt
Organism: Cuscuta campestris
Lineage: Eukaryota; Viridiplantae; Streptophyta; Magnoliopsida; Solanales; Convolvulaceae
Source: the annotation of a GenBank genome assembly
GGAAAGAGACAACAUGAGAAAUAUGGAUUACCUCUUCCUUUCAACAGAAAGCAAUUUGAAUGAAGGGUAUUGGGCAUUGUAUCCUAAAACUUCUCCAAUCCAAGCCUUGUUGUUUGUUUCCCUCUCAUCACUUUGAGAAAUUUAAUCAUCAUGGCUCACUAUUCCACUCGACCCAAACGAUAAUUAAGCAGAACUAAUAUAAUGAAACGCCAAUAGAAGAAGACAUAGCCCAUAGAGGAGGAGACCGGAAAAUCUGUGAACCUGGAACCUCUUCUGCCUUGGAUUGGCCUGAAUCCAGGGCAGAGUUGAGCUCUGCCUCCACCUCUAACCACUAAUUUUGCAAAUUCAUUCACAUAAGAGAAUGGCAUUUCAAGAUUUUGACCUGAUUUCCGAGCGGCGGAAGAAGGAAAAGCAGGCCAAGUUGAGGAGGAGAAUCAUAACCGCCUUGGUGUUGGUCGUCGUCCUCCUCCUCGCCGCGGCUGCUGCAUUUGCUUAUUUUGUGGUGCUUAAGGCCCCCCACGAGGACAAAGAGAAGCAUGCCUCUAAGACAAACAAGGCUCACAAGCCCAAAUCCUCGCCGCCCCAUCCACAGCCGCCUCCCAAAUCGGAAACCGCCGAGCAGGCGGAGCCAGAGGCUGCUGUUGUCGGGCAUGGCGAGCCGCCCUCCUCACCAUCCAAGGCUGCUGUUGUUGACCAUGGCGAGCCUCCCGCAUCACCGUCCAAGGCUGCUAUUGUCGAGCCGCCGUCAAUAGCGCCGUCGGAACCUCCAUCCCAAUCCCCAGUUGAACCACCGGCGGUGAUUGGAAAAGCUGAGAAGGUCAUCGCGACGAUAUGUGCGGGCACGGACUACAACGCCACCUGCGAGGACAGCCUCAAGAGGGCGGCGAAGGAGAAUGCCUCGGCCGCUCACAACCCCAAGGAGCUUCUAAGGUCUUCCAUGGCAAUCGCCAUAGAGGAAAUCGACAAGGCAAUAAAGCAAGCCGGCGGCCUGAAACUCGACACGCCGCAUAAGAAAGCUGCGAUGGACGAUUGCAAGGUGCUCCUCGCCGACGCGAUGGAGGAAUUGAACAGCUCCAUGUCCGGCGUGGGAAACUCGGGGAUGGAAUCCCUAGCUUCUAGAACCCCCGACUUGAACAAUUACUUGAGCGCCGUGAUUACCUUUCAGGACAACUGCAUCGACGGAUUUCCCGACGGCGAAGAGAAGACGGCCGUCAGGAACUCCCUCAAGACCGCCGAGGAGAUCGCCAGCAACGCUCUCGCCAUCGUCUCCCAGCUCUCCUCCGCGCUCUCCACCUUCCAGAUCCCAGAUCUCGACCUCAAGCGACACCUCCUCGCCGACGAAGACGACCGCGAGUUUCCGGCAUGGAUGGACCACGAGGAACGCAGGAUCCUCAAGGUCGAGGCUCCCAAGCAGCCACCCAACGCCACCGUCGCCAAGGAUGGCAGUGGGAACUUCACAACCAUUAAUGCUGCUUUAGCCGCCAUCCCUCAAAAAUACGACGGGCGGUAUGUAAUUUUUGUCAAGGAAGGAAUAUACGAAGAAAAUGUGGUGGUGACAAAGAAGAUGGUGAACCUCACUAUCUAUGGAGUUGGGUCAAAAAAGACUAUCGUUACCGGUAGCAAAAAUUUUGUAGAUGGAGUGUCAACAUACCAAACCGCAACGUUUGCUGUAAUGGGAGAUGGAUUCUUAGGACAAUCGAUCGGGUUCCGUAACACAGCGGGGCCGGAGAAGCACCAAGCGGUGGCGCUCAGAGUUCAAGCAGAUCGGGCAAUAUUCAUCAGCUGCAGAAUGGAAGCCUACCAAGACACUCUGUACGUCCAAGCCCACCGCCAGUUCUACCGCGGCUGCUACAUCACCGGCACCGUUGACUUCAUCUUCGGCAACGCCGCCGCCGUCUUCCAGAACUGCAUGAUCUACGCCCGCAAGCCCAUGGAGAACCAGCAAAACAUAGUGACGGCCCAGGGGAGGACCGACCGGCGGCAGACCACCGGGAUAGUCCUCCAGAACUGCAAGAUCCUGGCGGACGACACCCUCGAGCCGGAGAAGGCGAAGACCAAGAGCUAUCUCGGGCACCCGUGGAAAGAGUAUUCAAGGACCGUGGUCAUGGAGUCCGAAAUCGGAGAUUUCAUCCAUCCGAAAGGAUGGAUGCCCUGGAGUGGAGACUUUGCCUUGGAGACAUUGUACUACGCCGAGUACGCAAACUCCGGCCCGGGGGCUUCGGUUAAGUCCAGGGUGAAGUGGGGGGGUUACAAGGGAGAGAUCAAGAAGGAGGAGGCCAUGGAAUACACCGUUGGCCCAUUCUUACAAGGGGAUACUUGGCUCAAGGCUGCGGAAUGUCCCGCUCGCUUUGGCCUCACCAAGUAAUUUUGGUUUUUUUUUAAAAGAAGAUGGAGAGGAAUUGAGGCUGCCACAAUUUGUCACAGUUAUUUGAGUUCUAACAUUCACUUUUCGGCUUGAAAGAUUAUGAUUAUUGCACCAUUAAUUUUAGGAACUUCGAAUUCUCACCUCAUAUUUCUACAUAUAAGGUAUAAUUGUACAUGUUU